CAGUGUGUGUGCAAGCUUGUGUAGUAACAGGCCUCUGUGCUUACAUUAUUUAUGCUGGAAUGAGACCCAAGCUUAAGUUACACCAAGGCAAGUAGAGCUGACAAAUUAAGGUUCCUUCUACAGCGCUGCAACAGAACUAAAAACCUGACGCACAUCCUCUCACUUACACAGACACACAGUCCUUGUCUGAGUCACUCAUGGAUGGCAUAUGAUAGUUGAUGACUUGCAUGUGCUGGAAUUAUUUGUUUGUUCUUUUGCUGAGAAGUACAGGUAGGUGUGCCUCUCUAGUAUCUUGAUGAUCAACAUAAGAAGAGAAGAGGAGUGUGUAAGUACGUGUAAGGUUAUAGAAACAUACAAACGUUCCUCAACACAGGAUCUCUAUCUUAGAACAUCUGCUAGAAGGAUACAUUUUCUAGACCACGUCUGGUGCUGUGGCGUGUGGAACCAUGUGAACAGAGAUUUAUAUGCUCUUUGUGUUGAAUUAAUCUAUGACAGUACUGAGAAGAGACAAAGUGAACUCACCUACAGAAAGGCAGUAGACUAGCAUGGUUUUAAAAGGAUAAAAUGCCAGCCAAAAAAGACUCAAAAUCAGCAGCCAAGAAAGGAGGAAAACCCGAGCCAGAAAAAAGCAAACCAAAGGAAGAAGAAAAGAAAGGAAAAGAUGACAAGAAGGGUGGAAAAGAUGACAAGAAGGGUGGAAAAGAUGACAAGAAGGCAGGAAAGGAUGAUAAGAAGAAAGGAAAAGAAGAACCACCCAAGGGAAAAGGGAAAGAUGAUGGUAAGAAGGGAAAGGAUAAAGGCAAGGGAAAGAAAGAGGUUAUUGAAUCUGAUGAGGGCUCAGAUGCUGAGUUGAUGGAUGAAGAUUUGAGCGAGGAGGAUGAGGAUGAAGAGUCAGAUGGAGGCAAAAGAAAGCGUGGUGGUGGAAAAGAUGCUAAAGGUAAAACUGCAAAGGGAAAGUCCAAAUCAAGACAGCCUGAUUCUGAUGAAGAUGAGGAUGAUGACGAUGAUGAUGAAGAUGAAGAUGAGGAGGAAAGUGAAGAGGAGGAUAGGAAAGGAAAGAAGAAAUCUAAAGAUCAUCAUAAAUCUAAAGCAGAGGACGAUGUAAAGAAGAAGAAAGCAAAAAAGAAGGAAGUCCCUCCACCUGAGCCACCACCUGAAGAGAAAACGAAAAGAGGACUCAAAAAUACCUCAAAACUCUUUAUGAGGUUCUCUGGAUUUAAGAAGAGGAAGAGCUCAAAGAAGCGACUUAAGAGCACUUCCAAGCUGUUUCUUGGACUUGGCAAAAGGAAGAAUCGUUUGCUUAAGAAAAAAAGGAGAAAAUCUCUCUUGAGAAAUGCUCCAAAGUUCAUGAUGCGUUUCAAAAACAGCAAAAAGAAGAAAAAAGAGAAGGAAAAAAAAGAGCCAUCAGGGCCAAAGCCAACCUAUAUGCUUAUUAAAUUAGGUGGCAAUUCUAACACAGCGGAGAAGAAAACAGGAUUUUUUAAAGGGCUUUUUGGGAAAAAGGAAGCAGAAAAUGGGACUGGUUUUAAAUCUAGGGGUCAAUUAUUAGGUAAGAUUGCUGGGGCAACAAACUGGCUCACCAAGAGGUUUCUCUCAAUUAAAGGGCGUCAGAGUGGAAGGGGUGAUGCCUUUGGCCGGAAAAACAACAAAAAAUAUAAAUUUUCCGCUGACAGUCGCCAAGCCAGCAUCCGAGCUCCUCAAGGGUAUCACAAUUAUGGAUAUGAACAGGACACUGGAGGAUAUGAUUAUAAUAACCAGAGCAGGGUGGAUAAGGGUGCAUUUCACAGACAGUCAGUCCAGAGGCAUUCUAAAAGGUAUAGUGAACAGUAUGCCCAAAUGCAGGGACACUCUUCGUUUCCACAGCAAUACACUCAAUAUGAGGAACCAAAUAACUAUUAUGACAUGGAAUCACAUGAUCAAGGCUAUUAUGAGAUGCAGGAUAGAUACUACAACCCUCACACAGCCAUGCAGGAUGACAGUGAAUUUUAUGAUGAUGGUAUGGACUACAAUGACCCCUAUGAAGUGCAGGAUCUGAUGGGCAAUUAUCCACAGGAAAUGGGCUACUAUAGUCAACAGCAUCCACUGGAUCCAUAUUUCGAUGAUGGCAUUGAGUACUAUGAUGAUAGUCAGUAUCCAAUGGGAAACAGUUAUGAUCAAUAUGGGAAUGAAAUGGAUCUGUAUUCCCAGGCUCAUUUUGGAUAUUAUGAUGACCUUCAGGGCUUCUCUGGUGACCCAUAUGAAGUUGAAAUAUCAGGUGAUCCAUAUAUGGAUGCUUAUGGGGAUUAUGGGGAUCCUUAUUUUCAGGAUUAUCAAGUUAACUACAGUGAAUCAGAUGUUAAUCCAUAUCUGCAAUCUUCCUACAAUAUGUAUGAUCCAUAUAGUUAUCCGAUGCAAGAUAUUAUGGAAAGUGAAGAGGCUCAUGGAAUGUAUGGUGAGAAGUAUGGACAUUUUUCUAUGGAGUCUAUGCCCCUUCCCGGAGACAUGGAGUUCAGAGUCCCAAGACCCCAGGUUAAGCUUUUUGGUAAGGAAAGGAUUGAUGUUGAGCUUCCUCCUUUGCCUCCACAAUAUGAUUUGGAAGAAAUGUCAGACAUACAGUAUGAAAAUUAUGCAUAUAUGCCUGGAGGCUCAAUGAAUGAUGGUUUUUCACAGGCAAUGCAUCCGCAAGAAAUGUUUCAUCCACAAGAAAUGUUUCAUCCGCAAGAAAUGUUUCAUCCGCAAGAAAUGUUUCAUCCGCAAGAAAUGUUUCAUCCGCAAGAAAUGUUUCAACCCACAAUGCCUCAAGUGCCCACACCAACAGCCAUGUUAAUUAAGCAAGCAAAUAAUCCCCAGGGAUUUGUCAACCAACAUAUGCCACAUAUGGCUCAAGUUGGUGGUUUUCCACCAUCUCCCACUCCAAGCAGAAGGUCAGUAGCAGGUAUGGCCUCCCCUGUGUAUAAGCCUAUGUCACCCAUGGUAACCAUGGAUCCCAUGGCACGUUUUGGAGAUCCUGUAAUGGAAGCUAGACGUUCCCCUGUACCUAUACGCAGACCGAGCCCCCAUGCCUCCCCACAGCUAUCCAUGCAUCCUGUUGGUCCACUUCCUAUGAGAAGAAGCCCAUCCCCACAGCCCUCUGUGCGGGGCAUUGGAGGCAUGGGAGCACCUCCAUCGCCAAGACUAGCCAGAGGUGUGCCCUCUCCAAUAAGUCAUGGUCAACACCCUCCAUCACCAAUUGGACGCAAAAUGAGCCAACCUGUUUCUCCAGCACUUUCUAGACGUUUACCACCUCAAGCUCCAUUUAGAGAAGGGCCACCCCCUUCACCAACAUUUCCUAGACGUUUACAGUCUCAAGGUCCACUAAGAGAAGGUCCACCUGCCUCACCUACAGUCCGUAGACAUUUGCAGCCUCAGGCAUCCUUUAGAGAGGCACCACCAUCUCCCCAGCCAAUGCCUAACCGUAUGCCCUCACGGGCUCCAUCUCUCUAUACCAGUCCUCCAGCUUCCCCUCGUGCAUCUAUUCGGAGGAGAAGCCCACCGCAGUCCCCUCGUGCCUCAAUUAGGAGACCCAGUCCACCCUCUUCACCCUCACAAGUUCAUCGUCCAUUUGGUGCCAAGAAAUUUCAAGCCUCUCCAUCUCCACUUAGACGGAUAAGUCCUCCUUCUUCCCCUCAGAUGGGGAUGCGAACCAUGGCCAGUGUUCAGCCGAGGGAUCUUCAUAGACCACAGUCACCAUUAAUGGCACAAAGAGCAUCACCUACUCCCUCUCGGAGAAGUUUUACUGUGGAACCAGACUUCCAGCAACAACAAGUGCAAGGUAGAUCCCCCUCUCCCACCCUCUCCCGCAGGUCCACUCGCCUUAUGAAGGAUUCUCCACCUUUUGGAUCCCCUGGAGGUCGACUGCGAGGAAGGGGACGUCCAAACAUCCCCAUGGGAGCUGUGAAACCAUAUCCUGGCCGAGGGGGUCAUACUGGAACUCCAACACAAAAUGUACGACCAUUUAGACCAUCCAUACGUAGUAACAGGUCCAUGAUGCCACAGGACUUCACAGUUUCCCCACAACUCUCAGGUCAACAUAGGAUGGGCAUAAGGGAACAAAGUCGUUUCAAUCCUCCAGGAACACCCAAUGCAAUGAGAAACCCACAGAGACCCAUUGGUCGUGGUCGUCCACUCAUGGCCAGACAGUCACUUAGGCGUGCACCUGGCAUGAUGCCCCCUUCACCACAGCUUUCUCAAAAACACAUGCCCCCUCCAUCUCCCCAGCCUUCUAUUAGACAUCUCUCCAGACCAGCCUCUCCUCAUCCAUCUAUCAUACAUGGUUCCCCAUUACCAACACGGUCCACUUCCCCUAGGGCUCUGCCUACUUCUGUUCUUUCUGGUCCUCCAAUAUAUGAUGCUUCAUUUGCAUCUCCUUUACAUUUUGUUACAGAGCCGAUCGCUGUAGAAUAUGAUCAGGUUAGAGGUGUACCUCAUUCACCAAUGCUUACAAGUGCCCUCCAAAAUCAAAGGGUCCAUAAUGCAACCUAUACUUCCCCAUUCCAACAGCCUAUGUCGCCUUAUGCUCCUGAGAUCAUUAAUGUUCCACAGUUUCCGGGUCAACCACCUUCACCAGUUUCCUCCUUUGCCAUGCAAAACCCUAACCUAAGCCAUGCUGAUCAUUUCUCCCAAUUACAACCAGUACAAUCACCAUAUACUCCUGAAAUGGUUGAACUGGAUCAACAUACAGCAGAGAUGGCAUCUCCUCUUUUGUCUAAUGCCUUACAAAAUACUCAUCUCAGAGAAGCUUCUUACAGGUCGCCCUUGCAAAGACCAGGUUCACCUUAUGCUCCUGAAGUGGCUCAGUUUGGUGAGAUCCCUGAACAGCCGUCUUUUUCUUCCCCAUAUGCUCCUCAAAUGGAAGCAUUUCAACAAGUUCCAGGUCAGCCAGCAUCACUUUUGCUGUCCAAUGCAAUUCACAAUCCACAACUUCACAAUGCAUCAUACAGAUCCUCCUUUCAGAUGCCACAUUCACCCUAUACUCAGGUAGAGACAGGCUAUGAUUACAUUGAAGAGCCAGGUGCUUCCCCCCUUCUCUCUAAUGCUCUUCAAAAUACAAAUGUCCGCAAUGCUUCUUACCGAACACAUUUACGUCGCAGGGGAUCCCGUGUUCCCCCUGGCUAUGGUCCAAGAGGAUCUCCAGUUCUUUCAACAGCUUUGCAGAACCAAAAUGUUCGUCAAGCUUCAUACAGAGCACCUGUUCAGGGAAUGGUCUCCCCUUAUGCAUCUGUGCCAGGACAUGGGCAGGACCCUAGGAAAUCUCCUUUUCUGUCUGAUGCACUGCACAACCCCCAACUUCGAGGUGCCACAUACCAAUUGCCUGAUGGGACAAUAGUAUAUGGUACUAAUCCUGCUGGGUCCGUAAUAGGCAUGGACCCACGGCAGCAACAGUCUUUCUCACCUAACCUCUCAAAUGCUUUGCAGAACAGAAACAUAAGAAACGCCUCUUAUAGACUUCCAGAUGGAACAAUAAUGUACCCAGAAUCUAAUUUACAGCAACUGUCUUCUCCAAACCUGUCGAAUGCCUUGCAGAAUCAAAAUCUGAAGAAUGCAACUUAUAGACUUCCAGAUGGAACAAUAAUGUACCCAGAAUCUCAUUUACAGCAACCGUCUUCUCCAAACCUGUCUAAUGCCUUGCAGAAUCAAAAUCUGAAGAAUGCAACUUAUAGACUUCCAGAUGGAACUCUUGUAACUGCAGGACAACAACAGCAAACCUCACCAAACCUGUCACAUGCACUUCAGAAUCAGAAUAUUAGGAAGGCAUCAUAUAGACUGCCAGAUGGGACAAUAAUAAUGACUGAUCAGCCAGUGGAACCAACUUCUCCAAAUCUAGCCAAUGCUCUCCAAAACCGAAACAUUAGAAAUGCAACUUACAGAUUGCCGGACGGCACAUUAAUAACAACAGACUAUGGACAAUCCAAACCUACUUCCCCAAAUUUAUCAGCGGCACUUCAGAACCAACAAAUGAAAAAUGCCAGCUAUCGUUUACCUGAUGGGUCAAUUAUAAGUGGACCAGGUUAUGAAGUUAAGUCUCCAAAUUUGGCAAGCGCGCUUCGUAAUCAGGAUGUUCGUAAUGCUACCUACAGGUUACCUGAUGGCUCCAUAAUAAGUGCUGAUGCAAGUUAUAAAACUACAUCCCCAAAUUUGUUCUCUGCCCUGAGAAAUGAGGAUCUGAGGAAUGUCUCCUAUAGGCUUCCAGAUGGAUCUGUUAUUUCACAAGCUUUAUAUAAACCAAGUAGCCCAAACAUUUCAAAUGCCUUGCAGAAUGAAAACAUUCGCAUGGCCGCUUACCAGCUACCAGAUGGAUCUGUAAUUUCUGCAGAUCCUCGAAGACAUAAAACCGGUCCAGAUCUAUCAAAGGCACUUCUAAAUCAAAACCUUCGCAAUGCCACAUACAGAUUACCUGAUGGAUCCUCCCUCACUCAAGGAUUUGCAGUCCCCACUUCACCAUAUUUAACGGAUGCUCUAAAGAAUCCUAACCUGAAGAAAGCCUCUUACCAACUACCUUCAGGGAUCUCCAACUAUAUGACAUCCUCUGGACAGGUGAUUAUUGGUCCAGAUGGUCGUUAUGCUGUGGUUCCACCACAGCGGAAAGGUCCAGGUGGGCCAGAAGAGCACUGGGCUCAAAAUGCCAGAGAGGGGGAAACUGCAGAGGACCUGUGGGCUGCAGAAAAGGUCUUGCCUCAUGAUACAGUACAGAACCUCAUCAAGUGGUCUAUGAAUCGUGAUGAGAAAAUGGAAUUCCUUACCCCUCCACCUGGUGGUCUUAGGCCAGGGGAAACAGAGCUGCAAUGGGUACCAGAUCGUGAAGGGGAGCCAAAAGGACAGUGGUAUGACAAGAUGUAUUCUAUAAGGAGCCUGCCUACUGUCAGCUACAGAACAAAAAGGGAAGGGGACGGAGUUGAGGACAUGACACAAAUGGAAGAGCUUUCUGAGGCAGCAGUAUUGAUAAACCUGAAGACUCGCUUUGAUCAAGAGCUUAUCUAUACAUACAUUGGCAGUAUUCUGGUAUCUGUGAAUCCAUACCAGCUAUUUAACAUCUAUGGCACAGAUAUGGUUCUGCGGUACGAGGGCCAUGGCUUGGGAGAUAACCCACCUCAUCUCUUUGCCAUUGCAAACAUUGCCUACACAACAAUGAUGGACAUCAAGCGAAACCAGUGCAUCAUUAUCAGUGGGGAAAGUGGUUCUGGAAAGACAGAGGCGACCAAACUGGUUCUGAGGUACCUCACUGCUAUUCACCAUAAGAGGAACAUUACACAACAGAUUCUAGAGGCAGCUCCUCUUUUAGAGUCGUUUGGGAAUGCUAAGACGGUCCGAAAUGAUAACUCCAGUCGCUUUGGGAAAUUUGUGGAGGUCUUUUUGGAGGAAGGGGUGAUCAGUGGUGCCAUAACCUCGCAGUAUCUACUGGAGAAGUCCAGGAUCGUUUUUCAGGCCAAAGAUGAGAGAAACUACCACAUCUUUUAUGAGAUGCUGGCUGGACUUCCUACUCACAUGAAACGGGCCUUCUACCUACAGGAGGCUGAAACCUAUUACUACCUGAACCAGGGUGGUAACUGUGAGAUCAUUGGGAAAGAUGAUGGGGAGGACUUCAGGAGGCUACAGAGUGCCAUGGAAAUUCUCCACUUCAGUCCUGAAGACCAGAGCAGCAUAUUCAGAGUGCUGUCGUCCAUACUGCACCUGGGCAAUGUCUUUUUCCAUAGAGUAGAGACAGAAGUGCAGGAGACAGCUGGUGUGGUGAGCACUCAGGAGAUUCGUGCUGUAGCCGAUCUGUUGCAGAUUUCUCCAGAGGGUCUGCAGAAAGCCAUCACCUUCAAAGUGACGGAGGCUAUGCGAGAGAAGAUAUACACUCCCCUCUCAGUAGAAAGUGCUAUGGAUGCCAGAGAUGCAGUUGCCAAGAUCCUUUAUUCCUUGCUCUUUCAAUGGCUGACAGAACGUAUCAAUGGACGGGUCUACCCCAGGAAUGAGGCGCUGUCCAUAUCUUUACUGGAUAUAUACGGGUUUGAGAGCUUGAUGUUCAACAGCUUUGAGCAGCUCUGCAUCAACUAUGCCAAUGAGACACUGCAGUUCUUCUUCAACAAAAUUAUUUUCAAACUAGAGCAGGAAGAGUACAUUCGAGAGCAAAUCAACUGGAAAGAACUGAUCUUUACUGACAACCAGGCAUGCAUAGACCUUAUCGCUGCAAAGCCCCAUGGGAUACUCCGCAUCCUUGAUGAUCAGAGCUGCUUUCCACAGGCCACUGACAACACCUUCCUUCAGAAGUGCCACUAUCAUCAUGGAAACAACCCCCUUUACUCCAAGCCAAAAAUGCCACUGCCAGAGUUUACUGUCUAUCACUAUGCUGGCCGUGUAACUUACCAGAUCCAUAAGUUUCUGGAUAAGAACUUCGAUCAGGUUCGGCAGGAAGUAUUGGAUCUGUUUAUGCAGAGCCAGAACCGAAUGGUGUCCAAUCUCUUCAUAAAGCAUGCUGAGAUGCUGAAUCAGCAAAAAGGAGCAAUGAACAGGAACAGCACAGUGACGCGGAGAUAUCAGCCCUCUACUGUGGCCGCCAAGUUCCAGCAAUCACUACAAGAGCUCCUUGACAAAAUGGAGAGGUGCAACCCAUUUUUUGUGCGCUGCAUAAAGCCAAAUAAUAACAAGGAACCUGGUAUAUUUGACCCUGAGUUGAUCGCUACUCAGCUCAGAUAUUCGGGAAUCUGGGACACAAUCCGCAUCAGGAAGGAAGGCUAUCCAGUCAGAGUGCCGUUCCAUAAAUUCUUAAACAGGUACAAAGCCCUGCUGGGAAUGAAGAAGCCACCACCUUCAGAUGGAGAAAACUGUGUCAUUAUGUUAAUGAAGCUCUGCCCAAUCAACAAAGGAGAUUAUCAAGUGGGUGUGUCAAAGAUCUUUCUAAAGGAGGAAGUGAAUCAGUUAUUGGAGAGUAAGCGUGAUCGUAUGAGGCAUGUAGCUGCACUGACCCUUCAGCGUUACAUACGGAUGUAUUUUGUCCGGAAGAAUUUCCUCAAAUUUCGUUUGGACAUGACAAAUCUUCAGGCUCACUGCAAGGGCUACCUGGCCAGGCGACGGUUUCUCCGAAUGCGUAUAAACCUGAUCAGGCACCGUGCAAUGAUCCGACUUAUUGUCAAUCGCAAAAGAUACAUCAGGUACAACAUCUACUUAGCGAGAAGAGCAGAAGAGGAGAGGAGAAGGAUUGAACUGGAGCGAACAAGCAGGGAGGUGGUAAAUGUGACUCAGCUAGUUAUUCCUGCAGAGUUGGGAGGAUUGUUACAGGCCACAGCAGCUGGAAGGGAGCGUCAUUCAGACUGCUUGGCUCUGGUUCAGGCUCCUAGAAUACAGACGGACCCCCAACUCACUCUUCCAUUGGACAUCAACAACUAUUUGAUGACCAAAUAUAUACGCACGCAUUUCAGGGAAUUGCAGUUCGGGAUGCUAACAGCACCGCUGGAGAACUCACUGACUCGUCUAGAAGAUGAUCUGAAACAGGAUGCUCUAGAUGUGUUUAUACUGAUUUUGAGGUUCAUGGGAGAUCCAAACCUGAAUGGAGCUCAAGAAAACCUGUUUGGAAAUUACAUCAUUCAGAGAGGCCUUGCCACCCCACCAAUCAGAGAUGAGAUCCUAGCGCAGAUAGCCAAUCAGGUGUGGCGGAAUGAAAACAGCAGAAAUGCAGAGAGAGGCUGGCUGUUGAUGGCUGCCUGUUUGAGUUCCUUUGCCCCAUCUGAGAAGAUGGAGAAAUAUCUGCUAAAAUUUGUGUCAGACUAUGCUCUGAAUGGCUUUAAGGCUCUGUGCCAACACAAACUCAUCCAAGCAAUGCAGAAAUCCCACCUAGUCCCUGAAGCAUCUCGAACAUACCCUCCAUCCCUGCUAGAGUGGACUGCCACCCGCAAGAAAGCACACAUUGUUCUCCAGGUGCACUGUUUUGAUGGUGUCUCUUUCCUGUGUCCUGUCCAUUCCUGGACUAAUGGAGAGGGCCUUGCAGGAGACGUUCUACAACACAGGGGCGUGUCCACUGAGAGUCGAUGUGGUUGGUCCGUUCUGAUGAAGGAGCUGGCGCAGUGGGUGGAGUUAGAGGGUCACGAUUAUGUUCUCGAUCUAGUGUGUGACCUGGAGCUGCUGCCAGACUUCCCUAAACAGAAAACAUACUUCAUCAUCUCUACUGAAGACCCCAGCAGGGCACGACCUAACGCGAGCAUAAGUCUCUUUGGCAGUGGAUUUGAAGAGGAUGAGGAGGGGCCGCUAUCGUUUGCCAACCGAACGAGCGCCAUUGCAACCAACAGCCUACCGAUUUCUGAAGGCCACUACAGUCUGGACUCAGAACCAUCCUAUGAUGCCACUCAUCGUGGGAUGGACCGGUAUUUGGACAGCCUCUUUGACCCAGUUCUGUCUGAUGGGGACCUUGAUGCUUCAGUUUUGUCUGGUAGGAUGAAGGGUGGAGGAGGUGUAGGUGGCGAUGAAGCACAGUCCCCUGCUAGAGUCACUCUUCAGCCUGGAGCAGUGAGAGUUCUGCCACCCAUACCAGGCGCUUCAGUCAUGCCCAGGAUGCCAGCAGUGCUCCCAGUGCCAGACCAACAGCAAACUGUCCUGGCCCAACAGCAACAAACCAUCAUCAACCAGCAAGCCGUCAUUAUGGCUCAGCAGAUGACCAUGCAGGCGAUGGCUAUGGUGACCAGUCCAGUGUCCAGUCCCCCAAUGUCUCCCCUCACCAGCCCCCCAACCAGUCCUCCUCCCACCCCUUACAGCACUCUCCCACCCAGCCCGUACCCCGACAUCCCUCCCAGCCCCUACGCAAACAUCCCCCUCAGCCCCUACGCCCCACUUCCCCUGUCCACGUACACAAGCCCUCCAGUGACCCCCCAGCCGGCCGCCGCCUCCACCUCGAUCUACGCCACCCCCAGCAUCUUAGAGGGGCAAAGUGAGCCCAUGAAGAAGAACAGCCCCCCAACGCCACAGCCGCUGAACACCAAGACUACACAGGCUGCAUCAUCUAAUGGGACAUUAGGGAAGAAACAAGCCCCCGCUGCACCAAUUAAACUUGACAGCCGGCCUGCUAAAAAACAUGCUCCUGUUGCGGUCACGGGUCCCAUGCGUUCUGCUCCGGCUCCUGCCACAGAGGUGGUGAAAUAUUCUGUCUCUAACUCUGAGCACAUUGUUCCCAGCCACAACAUUAAAGACAUCAUUAAACAAUAUCAAACUCCGGACCCAGAACCUGUGCCGCAGAGACAGAGGCGGGAUGGGAAAGGUUUUGUCAAGAAGUUGAACCCACAUGAUGAGGCAAUGCAGAUCCUAAAAACACAGAUGGAUAAUCCACCUCCUCCAGAGAGAAAGCCUCCCACUCCAGUCGCUGUGUCCAGAGAUGGAGGCCUCAAACCAACUAAAAGCAGCAAGAAGAAAGCACCAGAACCACCACUGACUUUACCUCCACCAGUGUCCCGAGAUCUUCCAGUGGAAUCUGAGAGCAUCCAAACACAGCUGCAGAGGAGCAGCACAGAGGAGCAUUACACCUACACAAACGUCCCCUGGAAAAUCUGCCUCAGGAAGGAGGUCUUCUACCCCAAAGACAGCUGGAACCAUCCGCUAGUGCUGAACCUCAUAUUCAAACAGAUUGUCAAUGACACAUUUACAGAGGCCUGUGUGCGUAUUACUAAAGAGGAGAGACAGAAGAUGAAAUCCUUGUUUGCUCAAUAUGGCAUCGAGCCGAACACAGAUGUUCCGGAUGAGAGUGUGAAGAAAGCUGUGAUUGCUGCUGCCAGGGAAUCAUGGGAGAUUUAUUUUUCUCGCCUUUUUCCUGCCUCUGGCAGUGUGGGUACUGGAGUGCAGGUGUUGGCAGUGUCUCACUCUGGGAUCAAACUUCUAAAGACAGUGAAAAGCAGCUCUGCAGCUCCAGACUACUUCAGAGUGCUCCGUCCGUACAGCUACACAGACAUCCUGUUUGUGACCAUCCCGUCUCAGAACAUGCUGGAGUUUAAUCUGAUGAAUGAGAAACUGAUUCUGUUUUCAGCCAAAGCUCCUCAGAUCAAACAGAUGAUUGAUCUCUUCAUCUCUCAUCUAAAGAAGGACUCUGAGUAUGUUGUAGCAGAGAGAAACUUCAUCACGGAGGACAGAGCUCUUUUAAACUUCUAUAAAGGAGAUAUCAUUCGUCUGCAGGCCAUGGAUGGAUUGGAGGAGGGUCAGAGUUACGGCUGUGUGGUGAAGAAAAAAGUAAUAUACCUCGAGGAGCUAAAGAGAGGCACACCAGAUUUUGGCUGGAGGUAUGGGGCAGUGCAGGGUCGGAGCGGAGCGUUCCCCAUGGAGUGUGUGGUUCCUGUAGCUGCUCCUGAUUUCCUGAGUCUCCCGGCUGAGAGAAGAGACGAGCCGAGAGAUAGACAGGGUCGAGUGGCAGCAUCAGGAGCUAUCGCUCUCGCCGUGGCCUCCACUGCAGCUGCACAUGAACUAGACCCCUCACUGGAGUCUGAUGGUUUAGGGGAUUUUGGUGACUCUGAAAUUGAGGGCAACAUCAUUUUGGACAGCCAGUACAACAUGGUGGAGUUUGCUAAGAAAUAUUUCAGAACGUCAAAUGGAAACAAGAGUGAUUCGUUCAGGGAUAAGUCCAAAAAAGGUAAAGCAAACAAAGACCCCGCAGAGAUGGUGAAAUUCAGCAAGAACCCUAUCAUAGAGUCCCUCAUAGACUUCACUGACCCCAACAUGAACCGAGUUGCUUCUGAAAUUUUCCUAGCCAUAAUGAAGUUCAUGGGAGAUCAUCCACUCAGGGGCCAAUCAGAGCAGUUUGUGGUUUGCACCUUCCUUAAGUUAACCGGUGAAUAUGGACUGAUGAAGGAUGAGGCUUACUGUCAAGUCCUCAGACAGAUUACAGCCAAUACCAGCUCUAAACCUGACAGCUGUCAGAAGGGCUGGCGCUUGCUCUACAUUCUGACUGCUUUUUACCGCUGCUCUGCAGUGCUCAAACCAUUCUUACUCAAGUUCCUCAGAGACGUCUGCAGAAGUCCUGAAGUGCUUUUUCAUGGAAUUGCUAAAGCUUGUGAGCAGAAUCUGAGAAAGACCUUUCAGUUUGGUGGCAGGAGUGUUUACCCCAGUAGUAUGGAGCUCAAAGCCAUAAUGGCUGGUCGAAGCUCGAAGCGGCAACUGUUUCUAUUUCCCGGCGGAAUUGAGAGACAUUUGAAGAUCAAAACCUGCUCCGUGGCACUGGAUAUCAUAGAGGAGUUGUGUUAUGAGAUGGCGUUACAAAGGCUGGAGGCAAUGGAUGAGUACACAAUUUUCAUAGUCACCAACAGAGGUCAGAAUGUGCGGCCCCUCAAUAAGCGAGAGUACAUAUUAGACAUUGCAACGGAAGCGGAGCAAAUUGAUACAAACUACAGCUUCUGGUUCAGACGAGUCAUCUGGGCCCAUCCGCUCAAGUUUGACAACGAGCUCUGUGUCACCAUGCACUAUAACCAGAUUCUGCCAGACUACGUGAAGGGUCUGCUGAAUAUCAUACCUCAGGGAAAGAUCAGUGAACAGCAGUUUAACCAGUUUGCCAAACUUGCUGCUCUUCAACACAGAGCCAAAGACAGUCUCUACACACCUACUAUUCAUGAGUUGACAGAGUACAUCCCAGUUGAGAUCUUUGGCAGACAGGGGCCUCAGCAGUGGAUGCAACUGGUUGCCCAACACGUACAUGCCGUCCAGAGCCUGAACCCUCACCAGGCCAGAUCCCAGUUCCUGGGUUUGGUGUGUGCAUUUCCCAUGUUUGGAUCGUCCUUCUUUUACAUCCAAAGCAGCAGCAACAGCACCAUCUCUGCACCAUGCAUCCUCGCUGUCAAUCAGAACGGACUGAACUUCCUGCACAAAGACACUCAUGAGGUGCAGGUAAAGUUUCAGCUGAAGCUGGUUCAGUCAGCUCACACACAGCGGCCCAGCGCUGGAUCCAGUUAUCCUUAUGUAGACAUCCUGAUAGGAGACUUGACCAACCACAGAGUCACGCAGUUACAGCUGGAACAGGGUCUGGAGCUGUGUCGGGUUAUCGCCAUGCACAUUGAGAAUAUGCUCUCUGUGCGAGAGAAGAGGCUGACGCUGCCACCCAGUGAAAUCACCAUGCUGUAACAACACAUUUUCAUGCUUUCUGUGUAAUUUUUUACUUAUUGUUUAUCUCAUCAUAACUAAACAAACCAAACCUCUUAAUGCGAUGUUUGCACUAAUCAUGUGUAUUUGUUCACAUGUUAU
Molecule: messenger RNA, 14199 nt
Organism: Rhinichthys klamathensis goyatoka
Lineage: Eukaryota; Metazoa; Chordata; Actinopteri; Cypriniformes; Leuciscidae
Gene: myo15ab
Product: myosin XVAb
Exons: 66
Coding region: 565-14079 (4504 amino acids)
Cellular component (GO): cytoskeleton; myosin complex
Molecular function (GO): ATP binding; cytoskeletal motor activity; protein binding
Source: RefSeq, a predicted model, not a curated record